Annulohypoxylon truncatum is the source of this 534-nucleotide messenger RNA. RefSeq lists its product as uncharacterized. NCBI's taxonomy places the organism in Eukaryota, Fungi, Ascomycota, Sordariomycetes, Xylariales, Hypoxylaceae. The transcript has a single exon. The coding region runs from base 1 to 534 and encodes 177 amino acids. The record is from RefSeq and is a predicted model, not a curated record.
AUGUCGUCGACCGCAACCGCCACCUCCACCGCCGCCAGCGCGAGCAGCAGCGCCGACUGCGGCGCGAACCUGUACAACAUCCCCGUGCAGGACCCGGCGGUCGGGAUCCGGGCGGGCGGCAACCACACGGACAUCAUGGCGGCGUGCUGCGGGAAGGCGGACGUGAUCUCGUACUACUCGGGGUGCGGGCUGUACUGCCUGGCCGAGGGCCAGAGCGUGGACGACGUGAUCCACUGCGCGUACGACAAGGGCGCCGCGUACCAGGACGUCUUCUACCGCGGCAACGUCAACGCGACCGCCACCGUGACCGACUCCGCCCUGCCCACCUCCGCCGACGCGAGCGUCGUCGUCACCGGCGGCAGCACCAAGGCCACCGCUACUGGCAGCAGCGAGUCGGGCAGUUCCGCCAGCUCGACGAGCUCGCCCGGCGCCGCCGCGAACGUGCGUCCCGAGCUGGGAAGCCUGAGCACCAUGGGCUUGACGAUCGGCGCGCUGUUGCUGUCGGCUACGGCGUUCGGUGCUUUCCAGCUCUAG